UAUAAUUUUGUCUAUUUUAUUUGUUUUAUAUAUUUUAAGAAUUUUAUAAUAAAACCAAUUACAAUAUUUUACUAUAUUUAAAUCAAAUAGUUUUUUUAUUAUAAUAUUUUUUUAUUUUUUUUAUUUUUUUAUUUUUUUAUUUUUAUUUAAUAAAUGUAUUAUACACAAAAGAAUCACUAUCAUUAUAAUUAAUAAAUAAAAAAUGAACCCAAACAAUUUAAAUUAUUUAGAUGAAUUAGUUAAAGAGUACCUAUUGUUUAGAGGAUUCACUCAAACCAAUCAUACCUUUUCAAUAGAGAAAAAAUCAGACAAGUUAAAAGGAUUUCAAGUAGAGAAAAUAUUAGAUCAGAUUAAUAUAUAUAUUUCAAAUUAUGAUAUUGCCCAUGUUAUUGAACUAUGGAGCUUUUUAGAUUCUUCAUUCUUUAGCAAAAUCGAUUAUAAUAGAAACAAUUAUGGCUAUGGUAAUAAUAAUAAUAACUCACCAUUCAAUCAACAAAAUAUAAACCAACAAUAUGGUGUACAAUCAUUAUCAAACUAUACAACAUUCAGAAACAGUAACGAUUUACCCUCAAGCAUUAAAAAAUUAGCAACCUCUUUAAAAAAAUACUAUGUUAUUUAUUGUGUAAAUAAUAGUAAAAUGGAUAAAGUUAAAGAAUUUUUUGAUUUAUAUAGUUUGGAGCUAUGUAAAGACCCCGAGUGGCAACAUUGGUUUGCAUUACCAUAUAUUAAAAACCCACAACUCGAUCCAUUCUUCGAAGUUUAUUUUACAAAAAAUUGGACUGAAUCAUUUUCAUUAUCAUUAAAAAACUUUUUGACAACAAUUUUCAAAAACAUUCCAUUACCAAAAAUUUUACAAUUCAAUUUAGAGAGACAAAAUAGAAAAAGGUUAGAGGCACAAGUCGAAAAUUUAUUACAACAAAAUGAAGAAUUAAGAGCACAGCUUGAUAAAUUUGAAUAUCACAACAGGAGAGAAUCAAUUAGUAGCAAAGACAUAAUGGCAAACACAAGUGCGAUACUAAAGAAAGAAAACUCAUUAAACUCGCUACAAAAUGUAAAUAAUGAUGGUUUUAACAGUAAUGAAAUGAACUCGUUUUCUAGAGUUAGUAAAAGAUUUGAACCAAGAACAACCUCUGCUUCAAGCUCAAAUAUAAAUGGUUUAGCUAAUGAUAAUGAUGAAGAUAAAACAACUGUAGUUAUAGGUAUAGGUAGAUCGAGAAAAUCCGCAACAAAUAGUAUUAGUAGUGGCUCAACAAAUCAAACCUCACCAUCAACUUUAAAUAAAGAUAGUAAUAAUAAUAGUAAUAUAAACAACAAUAAUACUAUAAAUAACAAUAAUAGUAAUAGUGGAAUAAUAGGAUUAUCUCAGCUUACAAAUUCAUUUGAAAUGUCAGAAAUAGAUGAAAAUGGUUUUAAAAAAUUAAAUAAGAAUAACAAUAAUAGUAAUAGUAAUAAUGGUGAAAUAAUAUAUACAAUUGACUCACAAGAGGUUGUAACAUCACAUUCAUCACCUGUAACAAGAUGUAAAUACUUGUCGAAUGGGUCAAAAAUUGCAUCAAGCUCAGUUGAUGGUACAGUACGUUUGUGUAGUGUUGAUGGAUUUAUCAAGCAUACAACUAUCUAUUGUUUAUCAGAAGUCAUAUCAUUAGAAUGGGAGAGUAAAUCAAAAGUGUUGUUAUGUGGUACAACCGAUGCAAAAAUUAAACUAUGGAACACACAAACCGAUAAAGCUGUUGGUGAUAUAAAUACAUCAAAUGAAUUCCCACGUGUUGAAGAUAUUGUAUGUAAUCCAAAUGGUAAUUCAUUCGCAACCUCCUCAACUAAUGCAUCAAGAAGCGAUAGUAUUGUUUAUACCUGGAAUAUGAGAACAUUAAAAACUGAAGAGAAAUUAUCAUCAACCACAAGCGGUGCAAUUAUUAAUAGUAUGUCAUUCAAUAAUACUGGUAAUCUUUUAUCUACAGGUUGUUCAGAUGGUAUCAUUAGAAUAUUCGAUAUUAAAAGUGGCUCGACAAUUACCGGUUGGCAAGCACACUCUGACGAAAUUUUAUCAGUUCAAUUUUGUUCUGAUGACAACAAACUCUAUUCAUUAGGUAAAGACGGUAAAAUAUAUCAAUGGAAUAUCCAUACCAUGUCCAAACCAAUCAAGGAAUAUGAAUAUCCCGGCUUCAUUUCAGAUCCACAUCGAACAACCAAAAUAUCUUUCAACUCUGAUCAAAGCUCCUUUAUUGUUGGCUCUUCAAAUAAAUAUGCCUACAUAUAUAAUGUAGAUCAAAGUUCCCCUGUACUUUCGGUUACCGGUCAUUCUGGACCUGUUGUCUCUGCUGACUGGCACCCCUCUCAAAAUAUAGUUGUUACUGGUGGUUUGGACCAAACCGUUCGUUUAUCAAAACUAUCCAAAUCAAUUAAUAAUUUAUAAUAGUUUUUUUUUUUUUUAAAAAGGAAAAAAAAAAAAAAUUUCAAAUAAAUAAAAAAAUACCUUUUUAAAGGCGAUUAAAAUUUUAAAAUAAU
Dictyostelium purpureum is the source of this 2505-nucleotide messenger RNA. RefSeq lists its product as uncharacterized. Gene Ontology annotation, biological process: early endosome to late endosome transport. Gene Ontology annotation, molecular function: phosphatidylinositol 3-kinase regulator activity; protein binding. Lineage: Eukaryota; Evosea; Eumycetozoa; Dictyosteliales; Dictyosteliaceae. The record is from RefSeq and is a predicted model, not a curated record. The transcript is spliced from 3 exons. Gene Ontology annotation, cellular component: early endosome membrane; extrinsic component of endosome membrane; late endosome membrane. The coding region runs from base 203 to 2413 and encodes 736 amino acids.